Messenger RNA from Panicum hallii, 1279 nucleotides. RefSeq names its product transcription factor bHLH94-like. The transcript is spliced from 3 exons. The record is from RefSeq and is a predicted model, not a curated record. Gene Ontology annotation, biological process: regulation of transcription by RNA polymerase II. The coding region runs from base 241 to 1254 and encodes 337 amino acids. Gene Ontology annotation, molecular function: protein dimerization activity; RNA polymerase II cis-regulatory region sequence-specific DNA binding; DNA-binding transcription factor activity, RNA polymerase II-specific. Lineage: Eukaryota; Viridiplantae; Streptophyta; Magnoliopsida; Poales; Poaceae.
GCGGCGUUCACGUGUCCUCCAGCCCCGUAGCUACUACCUCCGUUCCAGCUCCGACCUGAUGUGUUGCGUUGCUACAAGAAAAGAAAACCCGCAACCACCGAGUGCUGCUGCCCGCUCAGCCAGCUCCAAUCAACUCGCCGGCCGGCCGGCGAUCCCCAUGGGAGGAGGGGCCUAGCUUUCCUCGGAUUCUUGUGUGCCCUGCAUGGUGCGGCUCCUUGGGAGGUGAGAACCUACGGAGGCAUGGCAUUGGAGGCCGUGGUGCUGUCCCAGUCCCAGCAGCAAGGCAGCAGUCGUCGCUUCGGGUGUGGCGCCAUGGCAGGAGGGCCUUCGAAUGGCCUGUUUGGGGGAGCGGAGGGGGCGCUGGAGUUGAGUGGCGCUGGCCUUGGCAGCUGGGACGCGCCCGCGUGCUCGUCGUCGAUGCUGCUGCGCGAGUUCCAGGAGCCGGCCGGUAACAUCCCGGCCGCCGCCGUGCCGCCGGUGGAGUCCGGGGUAAGCGUUGGUCAGGAGGAGGCCACGGCGGUGGCGCCCGUGGCGAGGAGGAAGCGACGAAGGAUGAGGACGGUGAAGAACAAGGAGGAGGUGGAGAGCCAGCGGAUGACCCACAUUGCCGUCGAGCGCAACCGGCGCAAGCAGAUGAACGAGUACCUCGCCGUGCUCCGCUCCCUCAUGCCGCCCGCCUACGCGCAACGGGGCGACCAGGCGUCCAUCGUCGGCGGCGCGAUCAACUUCGUCAAGGAGCUGGAGCAGCUGCUCCAGUCCCUGGAGGCGCGGAGGCAGCGUUCCGCGCAGCGCCCUGGCACCGGCGUCGGCGGCGACGACGCGGCGCCGUUCGCGGGCUUCUUCACCUUCCCGCAGUACUCGAUGCGCGCCGCCGCGGCGCCGGAGCACGCAACCGCCGACGCUACAACCCACCGCGACGGCGGCGCGGAGGCCGAGGACGCGUCCGGGUCGAAGCCGUCGGCGGUGGCGGACGUGGAGGCGACCAUGGUGGAGAGCCACGCCAACCUGCGGGUGCUGUCCCGGCGGCGGCCGAGGCAGCUGCUGCGGCUGGUGGUGGGGCUGCAGGGCCACCGCCUCACCGUGCUCCACCUCAACAUGAGCAGCGCCGGCCAGAUGGUGCUCUACUCGUUCAGCCUCAAGGUAGAGGACGACUGCCAGCUUACCUCUGUGGAUGAGAUUGCAGCGGCAACUCAUCAGAUCGUCGAGAUGAUCCACCAAGAGCAGGGCUGCAGCUUAGAGCAGCAUCAAGCAUGAAUCCAGGCACGCAACUUUUUUUUAG